CCCGAAUCGUUGGCCCCAACCGCACGUUGUUUAACUAAAUAUAUAGAAUGGCCAUCGUGAUUGUUUGUCCGUCCUGCCUCCUGCGUAUGCCUGUUCGAUCUGCUCCAAUAUUGACAUUUUAAUUUGCUAACGCUUUCAGUGGGAAAAAUUGGGACGUCAAGGAAGCUAACCACCGAAGACUAGGCCAUAUCUAGUGUCAGCACAACCACGUCUCAGAGCACUGCAGGAGCCUUGCCGACCGAUGGAGUCCUUGGCCAGCUCAGGCGCGCCGCGGCCGCACGUCGUGCUGGUCGCCAGCCCCGGCGCCGGCCACCUCAUCCCGAUGGCCGAGCUGGCGCGGCGGCUUGUCGCGCAACACGACCUCGCUGCCACGCUCGUCACCUUCGCUACGGAUACGCACUCCGCCGUCCUCUCCUCCCUCCGGGCCGCGGACGUCGCUACGGCCGAGCUCCCAGCCGUCGCGCUCGACGACCUCCCCGCCAACGCCAGCAUCGAGACCGUGCUCCUCGAGCAGAUCGGCCGCUCCGUCCCGCGCCUCCGCGCCCUGCUCCGCUACAUCGGCUCCACCGCCCCGCUCGCCGCGCUGGUGCCGGACUUCUUCGGCACCGUGACGCUUCCCCUCGCCGCCGAGCUCGGCGUCCCGGGAUACGUCUUCUACCCCAGCAACCUCACCGUGCUAGCCCUCAUGCGCAGCACCGUGGAGCUACACGACGGCGGCGCCGACGCCGGCGAGUACCGCGACCUCCCGGACCCUCUACAUCUUCCCGGACGCGUGUCGCUGCGCCGCGCGUACCUACCAGACGUGUUUCGCAACAGCAAGGAACUGGUCUACGCGCACAUUAUUGACGAGGGCCGGCGGUACCGCGCCGCCGAUGGCUUCUUGGUGAACACUUUCUACGAGAUCGAGCCCGGCAACGUGGAGGAGCUCAAGCAGGUAGCGGAGCAAGGCACGUUCCCGCCGGCUUACCCGGUGGGGCCGUUCGUCCGGUCAAGCUCCAACGAAGACGGCGCGUCGGCGUGCUUGGACUGGCUGGAUCGCCAGCCGACGGGUUCCGUGGUGUAUGUCUCCUUCGGGAGCGCCGGCACGCUGUCCGUGGAGCAGACGGCUGAGCUCGCCACCGGGCUGGAGCACAGUGGGCACAGGUUCCUGUGGGUCGUCCGCGUGCCAAGCCGGGACGGCGAGCAUUUCGACAUGGGGGAAACCCGUGGCGAUGAGGACGAUCCGUUGGCGUGGCUUCCAAAGGGGUUCUUGGAGAGGACGAGCUGUCGGGGCCUCGCCGUGCCGUCGUGGGCGCCGCAGGUGCGCGUGCUCUCGCACCCGGCGACGGCGGCCUUCGUGUCGCACUGCGGAUGGAACUCGACGCUGGAGAGCGUGGCGGCCGGCGUGCCGAUUGUCGCGUGGCCGUUGUACGCGGAGCAGAAGCUGAACGCCUUGGUCCUGUCGGAGAACGUCGGGGUGGCGCUGCGGCCGUGCGCGCGGGCUGACGGAUCUAUUGCGCCGGAGGAGAUCGCGGCGGCGGUGAGGGAGCUGAUGGAGGGGGAGAAGGGGCGUGCAUUGCGGCGCCGGGUUGUGGACCUGCAGCAGGCGGCGGCGCGGGCCUGGGCGCCUGAGGGGUCGUCGCGGCGGGCGCUGGAGGAAGUCGCCGGCAGGUGGAAGGCGGCGGCGGUGGUCGGCAAGGACAAGUAGUUGUAACAGACAUGCACGCACAGAGCCAAGCCACGUGACGAAAUGGUCUAUGUGAACGUCAUCGUGCUUGUUGGUAUGCCGUAGAAGUUGGUGCGGAAUAAUUGGUUUGUUUGGCGACACGCUCACGUCUGUUCGUAGCUAUCUGCAUUUCCUUCCAGUCCCUGUGUUAUCUCGUACCAUUCCGCUUAUAUAAAAUACAGUGAAAUCUUAGUCUUGACGA
Messenger RNA from Phragmites australis (common reed), 1907 nucleotides. Its product is annotated as hydroquinone glucosyltransferase-like. NCBI's taxonomy places the organism in Eukaryota, Viridiplantae, Streptophyta, Magnoliopsida, Poales, Poaceae. The record is from RefSeq and is a predicted model, not a curated record. The transcript has a single exon. Gene Ontology annotation, molecular function: UDP-glycosyltransferase activity. The coding region runs from base 242 to 1687 and encodes 481 amino acids.